CAAAAUGUUCCUUAUCAAAUUCACCAUAGCUCUAAUUGCAGUAGCUUGCGCCACUGCAAGCCCAUUGUUUAACGAAACGAACGUUGGUGCUAAUUGUGUUAUUACACAGUUCAGCCAAGUGGGUAGUGUAACUAAAAGCUGUAAUAACAUCGUCGUGCAAAAUCUCGCCGUACCAGCAGGAAAACAAUUGUUAUUGAAUCUGAAAUCGGGAACCACACUAACCUUCAAGGGUACGACAUCUUUUGGUUAUGGAGUGCAAUGGGAAGGACCAAUGGUUCUCAUCAAAGGAAAUCAUUUAACAGUAGACGGAUCUGGAGCGACGUUAGACGGACAGGGCGCCCAUUACUGGGAUGGAAAAGGAGAUUCUGGUAACAAUAAACCUAAAUUCUUUAGAAUACAAGCUCAAUCUUCCACAUUCUCCAACAUUCAUCUCUUGAAUUGUCCCAAACAAUGUACAUCGGUUCUCAACAGCAAUUCUGUAACGCUGGACAAAUGGAACAUCGACGUAUCCGCUGGUGACAGAAACCAUUUAGGGCACAACACCGAUGGAUUCGAUGUAUCCGCAUCGAGCGGUGUAACUAUCAAGAACUCUGUAGUCAAGAAUCAAGAUGACUGUGUUGCCCUUAACUCUGGUUCCAACAUCCAUAUUGAUAAUUUGGAUUGCUCCGGAGGUCACGGAUUGAGUAUAUCAGUAGGAGUCAGUAAGACUGAUUCCACCAAAAAUCGACUGUCCGAUGUAACAUUCAGCAACUCUGUCGUUAAGAAUUCCCGCAACGGCAUCCACAUCAAAACCCACACUGACGGUGCUGUUGGUUACAUGAAAGAUAUCACCUACACCAACAUUAAAUUUCAAGGCUUGACCAACUAUGGAAUCAACGUUCAGGAGAAUUACAAGGGAGGUAAAUCAUCUGGCUCACCGGUGGGCAACAUUCCUAUUCACGGAUUGAAAUUGAACAACAUCCGCGGAACUAUGACUGGCAAGGACAGUGAAGCUGUAUACGUCCUUUGUGGAAGCAAAGGUUGCGAUAACUUCAACUGGUCAGGAGUUUCUAUAACAGGCGCACACAAGAGCAGUUACUGCAAUUACAAACCAUCUGGAUACCCUUGUUAGAAUUGUUACUUUUUUGAUGUAAUAAAACUAUUGAUUUAUUUUAGCUUUUUAUUUAAAUGUACCUACAACAUACAAAUUUAACAAUGACUUUAUUGUAAAUUAAAUAUUGUUACACAAUAAGAGA
Molecule: messenger RNA, 1235 nt
Organism: Phyllotreta striolata
Lineage: Eukaryota; Metazoa; Arthropoda; Insecta; Coleoptera; Chrysomelidae
Source: the annotation of a GenBank genome assembly